CUCUCUUGUUAUUCAUGUAUUCAUUCUACUCUUUUUCAGGAUUACCUGCCUUAGUGGUUGCCAUCUCAAUGGGAUUCACGAAAGCAAAAGGCUAUGGGACACCCCAAUAGUAUGUUUUAUCUCACUUCUGUCUACCUAUGUGUCACCUUGGUAGUUCUGAUAUUUUGGUAAUGAUGAUAAUUUAUAACGUGUGGUGUUUGCUAAUGGUAAUCACUCUCUAUAUCCCAAAAUGUAAUUGUUUCAAUUUGUAAAACCUCAUACUAAUUAUGUCAAUGGUCAUUUAAAUCUGAAGAGUUUCAUUUUCAGAAAUGUUGGUAAAUUAGCUUUUAUUGUUUAAAGAACUUAUGAAAGAGAUUGGUGUGUUUUUUCACUAUAUAAUCAUGGCAUGGGGUUGUUCAAUGACACAUGUAUUCGUUUCAAAUCUAUCACUUAAUGGUUUCAUUUCAGAGAGACAAAUAAUAACGUUUUUUUGCAAAACACUGUACUGUAUAUCUGCCUCCCUCUCAGAGAAAUCAGUAGUACUGCUAGGUUUUACACAGCAAAAAUAACAAAUAACUACAUAUAUAAUAAAGAACUGUACAAAUGAUAUAUUUGUGGCAUCAGUAUUAAAAAAAUGUUUAAAAGAUAAUAAUAAUAAUAUAUAUAUAUAUAUAUAUAUAUAUACACACUACCAGUCAAAAGUUUGGACAUACCUACUCAUUCAAGGGUUGAGAGAAUGCCAAGAGUGUGCAAAGGUGUCAUCUAGGCAAAGGGUGGCUAUUUGAAGAAUCUCAAAUAUAAAAUAUAUUUUGAUUUGUUUAACACUUUUUUGGUUACUACAUGAUUCCAUAUGUGUUAUUUCAUAGUUUUGAUGUCUUCACUAUUAUUCUACAAUGUAGAAAAUAGUGAAAAAUAAAAUAAAAACCCUUGAAUGAGUAGAUGUGUCCAAACUUUUGACUGGUACUGUAUAUAUAGAUAUACAGUACCAUGAGAUCUAUAUGUCAUUUACAUUUUAUAUUUUAGUCAUUUCAGAUGCUCUUAUCCAGAGCGACUUACAGGUAGUGCCUUCAUCUUAAGAUAGCUAGGUGAGACAACCACAUAUCACAGUCAAAUAUACAGGAUACCAACAUUCCAUUCCAGCUAAACAAUGAAUAUAUAGCGUUUUGCAAAAUAAUUACAUUUUAAUUCACAUCUAAAAUAUAUAAAUAAAAAAUCUGAGAGCAGUAAUAUUUUACACACACAUGAAGGUACCCAUAAGCAAUCAUUUCUGAUGAGAAAACACACGUGGAUAUACUGUAGCGUUUUGGAAAUAAACUCUUCAUCUUCUUCAAACCCCUCAGUAAAACCUUCAGAAUCCCUAUUAUCAUGCUGUGUCCCCUUCAAAUGUUGGUGUGAACUAAAUCCAGUUGGAAAAAGCAUACCUAGUCUCUUAUGAGCAGUCCUGCAAGGCGACAGCCAACCAAAUCUUUAACUUAUAUUAAGUCUCUUCUCUGCACAGCCUGAGCAGAAACAAGUGGGUUUCCUAACCCAGACUAGGGUGAACCCUACAAACCUGACAAAACCCCCAAGACAAUCCCAGAGGGCAUUUUAAAAGAUUCUGACAAUACCCCAUUUGCUCCUAAGUUGUGUCCCAGCUGAAUACUAGUACAUAAACAAUGUUUUAAAACUCUCUUUAGCAUUUUAUUCUCCAGUAAAACUUUCUGAAGUAGAACCACAGCAUAUGCUAGCUAGUACUCCAUUCACACUGGAGGGUAAUACAACUGUAUGCAGCUGUGCACCAUUCAUUUGAUGUGAUUCUGGGUGUUAAUUUCUUUGUGGGAGUUGGUUCGCUAGCUGAUAGAGGAGAGAAGUCGAGGAAGGAAGCGAAAGAAGAGCAGCUAAGCGCUCGCCGAGAAUAGAUCUAGAAGGAAGAGAGCUCUCUCUGUCUAUGUCCGACCUGCGUCGUCUCCUCCACUCCCUCCUCUCCUAUCCUCCUACUCUGUCCUAUCUUCUCUCUACUCCUCCUCUCCUCUCCUCUCCUCCUCUCCUCUCUCUACAGCUGCUGGCUAUCUCUAGAAGGUGGUCUCCUGUAUGCCUUUGUUGGACCGGCAGCAGCAGUGGUUCUGGUAUGUAUUAUAGUAUUACAGUAUUGCUGAUUAAAGUACAUAUUAUAGUAUUACAGUACUGCUGAUUAAAGUACAUAUUAUAGUAUUACAGUACUGCUGAUUAAAGUACAUAUUAUAGUAUUACAGUACUGCUGAUUAAAGUACAUAUUAUAUAGUAUUACAGUACUGCUGAUUAACGUACAUAUUAUAGUAUUACAAUACUGCUGAUUAAAGUACAUAUUAUACUAUUACAGUACUGCUGAUUAAAGUAUGUAUUAUAGUAUUACAGUACUGCUGAUUAAAGCACAUAUUAUAGUAUUACAGUACUGCUGAUUAAAAUACAUAUUAUAGUAUUACAGUACCCCUGAUUAAAGUACAUAUUACAGUAUUACAGUACUGCUGAUUAAAGUAUGUAUUAUAGUAUUACAGUACUGCUGAUUAAAGUACAUAUUAUAGUAUUACAGUACUACUGAUUAAAGUAUGUGUUAUAGUAUUACAGUGCUUAUCUACUCAUUAAAAGGGAGAAGGCUUGCAGUAUCACUGUAUGUUUAGGUUAAGUACUAUUCAAGGUUCAAGAUGUCUUAAUUAUCCCAUACAGAAUAUUGGUUUGCAGGCGAGAUGAGCAUGCAUACUAUCAAAUAUAAAACAUAGACACUAACAUAGGCUACUCAUUCAUUGCAUUGUUGGUUAUUCAUCCAUUUAGUACAACUGUGACUAUUUGCUGAAAGAAACGUCAAUUCUUAGUAAUUAUUACAAUCACUGUCUACACUCUUAGAAAAACAAGGUGCUAUCUGUAACCCAAAAGGGUUCUUCGACUGUCCCCAUAGGAUAACCCUAUGAAGAACCCUUUUGGGUUCCAUUGAAAAAACCUUUCCGCAGAAGGUUCUACAUUGAACUCAAAAGGGUUCUACCUGGAACCCAAAAGGGUUCUCCUAUGGGGCUAGCUGUUUUGGAACCCUUUUUUCUCUUUUGGAACCCUUUUUUCUCUUUUGGAACCCUUUUUUCUAAGACUGUAGCCUCCUUCCAAAAUCUUGCAGUUUUUUAAUCAAAGCAGUAAGCACUGAUUCAAUUAAAUUCAGAAUACUUGAUAUAUCCCACAAGGGGCAAUUAUUACAAUACUGUUGGUACAGUGCUGGAGUUACUGUUUGUCUAAGGAGGUGCCUUUGCUUUAGAAAAUAACAGAAUCUGCUGUCAGACAGACAAAGCCUCCCUGAAGGCUCUUAUGUUGGCUUGAGGGGAGCAUAGAGGUCAGGUCUGUCGAGUUAGUAAAUGUCAACGCCAUGAGUAAGCCAUGCAACCCUAGAGGUCACAUGACAACACAGCAGCAGCAGCAGGGACUGGAAAUAGAGGAGAGGAAGAAUGGAGGAAAUAAAUCAUGUCUACGGUACACUAAUGAUGUCAAACACCUUUUGUAUUUCACAAGGAUAAUAACAUCAUAUUGAGAUACUGAUGCAGCUAACUGUCCUGAAGUACACAAGUGUCUUUAGAUAUGACAUUGUUCCCUCACCUUAUUACAGGGCUGGGGUCCAUUUCAUUAGAAAAAUUGGAGUUGGAAUCCAAAUUUCAGUUUACUUCCUGUAUUGAAAUGGAAUUGACCCCAAACCUGCCUUGUUUCCCCUCAAUGAAAAUGUAAAUGUCACCCUUCGGACCUUGACAGUGUCCUCUUAGUCUAAUGGAGUUGGGUUGGUGAGAGCCAGGUUUGAUUCCCACCAGUUACACCUAUUUUCUCUAUAAACAGGUGAACAUGAGAGAGUGUAACUAACUAGUUAGAUAUUUUCAGUCAUCUCUGGGAUUCAAACCAGCGACCUUUCAGUUACUAGCCUAACGCUCUUAACUGCUAGGCUACCUGCCGCCCAAUACGACUAGAUAUAUUCAGGUUUCCCUCAGGUAUAUGACUAGAUAUAUUCAGGUUUCCCUCAGGUAUAUGACUAGAUAUAUUCAGGUUUCCCUCAGGUAUAUGACUAGAUAUAUUCAGGUUUCCUCAGGUAUAUGACUAGAUAUAUUCAGGUUUCCCUCAGGUAUAUGACUAGAUAUAUUCAGGUUUCCCUCAGGUAUAUGACUAGAUAUAUUCAGGUUUCCCUCAGGUAUAUGACUAGAUAUAUUCAGGUUUCCCUCAGGAAUAUGACUAGAUAUAUUCAGGUUUCCCUCAGGUAUAUGACUAGAUAUAUUCAGGUUUCCCUCAGGUAUAUGACUAGAUAUAUUCAGGUUUCCCUCAGGUAUAUGACUAGAUAUAUUCAGGUUUCCCUCAGGUAUAUGACUAGAUAUAUUCAGGUUUCCCUCAGGUAUAUGACUAGAUAUAUUCAGGUUUCCCUCAGGUAUAUGACUAGAUAUAUUCAGGUUUCCCUCAGGUAUAUUACAGUUUUUUUCAAUUGCUUACACACUAAAAUUAAAACUUUCCCACAAUUAGCAAAACCUUACACUCAAGGAGCAAAACACCAGCCUAGAUUUGCUCAACUGUAAGCACAUUGUCAGCUUCACACUUUUUGCAAAACAUUACACACAGUGAUUUGCAAAACACUACACACACUUGUAUGCAUUUGACACAGAAAUGUAUCAUGAUGUCAUUUCCUUGCAAUUUCAAAGCAAAGGCUUUCAAAUGAACACACCCAUGAACCAAUUAGUUAAACACAGCCACCAGGUGUGCACACACACUGGAGCUUAAUUGUAGACACACCAAUCAGGUUUAAGCACUAUAAAAAGGCAACAGGUAAGUUCACGUCUUUAAAAAAAAUGGACGGUGUCAGAGGAAGAGGAAGAGGAAGAGGAAGAGGAAGAGGGAGAGGGAGAGGGAGAGGGAGAGGAAGAGGAAGAGGAAGAGGAAGACCUGGAGGAGGGGUAGGACAUGCACAAAGAAGAAGACAACCAAAUCUGUGUAACGAAAUUCGUGCUACAAUUGUGGACCAUGUAAUAAACCACGGACUAACACUGAGGGAGGCUGGACUGAGAGUACAGCCUGACCUAAGCAGGUACACGGUGUCAUCAAUAGUUCAGACAUUUCGUCAAGAGCACAGGUGAGAAACGUAUCUUCUGUCAACAGAAAAUCCAUAGCUUACUGCAUGUACUAUAUCAACAGUUUGGUAUCUAUUCCUGUAUCAUUUUACAGUAAGCUACAUGUAUUUUGUUUGGCCAACAUAGGAUUGAAUGUCGAGAACACCAAGGAGGGAGGGGCCCCAUAUUUACACAGGAGCAAGCGAGAGACAUCAUAAACCUUGUUUUGGCCAAUAAUGCAAUCGAGGAGUUCUUCUCAGCAUGGCGGUGGAAGGUUUAUGAUCUCCGGCCCUAUGUCCAGAUGGCCCUCAUUCAAGCUAUAGUGGAAGCAUGUGAUCAAAUUGAAGCAGCAUCCAUACAAGAGUGGAUUCGUCACUCCAAAAGAUUCUUCCCACGUUGCCUUGCAAAUGAAAAUAUAGCCUGUGAUGUUGACGAGGCCCUGUGGCCAGAUCCAGCUAGGCGGAGAGAUGUUUAGGUUAUUUUUCUUUUUUAUUCGGUACUGAACUGGAUAUGUAAUUUAUGUUACAGUAUUAUUGUAAGCUUAUGGUACGUUCAGAAAUACUGUAUGAAAACUGGAAAAUGUUUUGUUAUGAAUGUUUUGUUGAAAUGUUCAGUAUUGACUGACUUGAGUACAUGAAAAUAAAGAAAUAUUUUCAUUAGUCUGCACAAUUGUUGUCAUGUGGUGUUGGUGAAUUUAUUUUGACACUUUCUCUGUGUAAAUGCUGAAAGUGUUUUAGGUUGAGCACAGGAGUGUUUAACUGAUUCAAACAGAAUCAGACCAUAUGAUGGUUGUGGUUCUCUGUAGCUCAACUGGUAGAGCACGGCGCUUGUAACGCCAGGGUAUUGGGUUCGAUCCCCGGGACCACCCAUACACAGAAAAUGUAUGCACGCAUGACUGUAAGUCGCUUUGGAUAAAAGCGUCUGCUAAAUGGCUUAUUAUGGUUGGGUUUAUGUUAUGACAACAAAAUAAGGUUUUUAUAAGACAUUGUAUAGUUUUGACAAAAGUGUUCAAUUUUGCAAAUGAUCUGAGGUGUUGUGCUACUUUGGUGUAGUGUUGUGCUAAUUGUGUGAAGGGGUUUGAAAAACCGGGCCCUGUUUUCAAAAUUGUGCUUAAGCAAUUGAAAAAAACUGUAAUAGAUAUAUAAAGGUAUUCCUUCUCUAUAAACAGGUCAACAUGGUGAUUGGCAUCCUGGUGUUCAACAAGCUGGUCUCCAGAGACGGGAUUCUGGAGAAGAAGCCGAAGCAUCGAGCUGGGUAAGAAACCACCUACAGCAAAGAGAAGCUCUAUUUUAUUAUAUUUCUAUGACCUGUAGUAUGUCUGAAGCAGCUGGGUAAGAAACCACCUACUUACAAAAUACAUUGUGAUACACGACAAAGACAGACAGUAACUGGUUAUACUUACGUCUAUGGACAUUGAAGUGCUUGUUGUUUACCUGCAGGUUGGCUGGACUGUUGACUGUGUAGCUCUCUUAAGAUCUGCAGCGGCCUACUUCUCUAGUCCUUUAGUUGACAUAAUAGUCUGACUCCUCCUCACUACACAUUCACCCACACCUUCUGGAUGUCUUCAUUUUCCACAUGGAGAUAAGACCUCGUUCUUUACUCUGGCUGAUGGGAGAACAUCAACAUAAAGAGGUCACAUCUCUCUGGGGGAGACGACGUGUGUGUGUGUGUGUGUGUGUGUGUGUGUGUGUGUGUGUGUGUGUGUGUGUGUGUGUGUGUGUGUGUGUGUGUGUGUGUGUGUGGAGACGUGGCAGAAUCAGUCCAUGAUGAAAAUCCUUUAAAACGCCCACCGCCCACACACAUCCCCAGAUUGGCCCUGACUAUUACUAACAUGAUACAGAGAGUUGGAAUGUGUUAUUUUCUGUUGUCUUCUUGUUGGUUGGUACACCAGAAUCCCUCUAAAAAAGCACCACGUAAAGACUGGUUUAUACUUGGUCUAACAACAUGCCUGUAGCCCACUAGAAUGUGCCAACUGUCCACAGACAGUCCAUAGACCAGCCUUAUGUCAUCUUGUAAUGCGUUGUUAAAACACUUUGGCCCUGCCUGACUACUACUUGUGUGAUAGAGAAAGUUGGGAUUCCAUUCCUAGUGAUGUUUUUUUUUCACAAACGUUAUGUUAUGUCGUCCUCUUGAUGCGUGUUAAUCCUAAAGCCCUCUACAACACCCACGCUAACACACGUCUGUCUGGCUACUACUAUAUGAAAAGUUGUGGGUGCUACUGUUUUCCCUUAAAAACACUGACAAAUUGGCCCUGGUUACUACUAACAUGAUAGAGAACGUUGGGAUGGUGUAGUGCUGCUUCUUCACUACUAUCAUCACUAGUGUCCACAUCUUGUAUGAUAGAACAGUUGGAAUGCUAUGCUAGUCCUAGCGCUGCUUCUUCACUAACACUAUUUCCUGUUGUUUUCUUGUUGUUUGUUGUCCCACAGACCGAUGAACGAGCCCCAUACAGGGUUAACUCUGAAAUGUGCCAAAUGUGGUGUGGUGUCCACAACUGCUCUCUCUGCAACUACAGCCAGCAAUGCCAUGUAAGUGCUGUCUUACAGUACAUCGAUGCCUGGCAGGGGGAAUUAAUAAAAGAUUAGCUGUGUGUGUGUGUGUGUAUGACUCGUCUGAUGGUCUGUGUGUCUGGACCAAGACCUUGGUAGCGCUACAGAGAAUAAACAGGGCAGCAUAUGUGUCCUUGCAUAGAUGUAGCUGUAUUCCUUCCUCAACUGAGACUGCUAUGGUCUGAUGGUCUGGAGAAAGACCUUGUUAGACCUAUAGUAGAGUACUGGGCAGUCAGACAGUAAUGUUAGACCUAUAGUAGAGUACUGGGCAGUCAGACAGUAAUGUUAGACCUAUAGUAGAAUACUGGGCAGUCAGACAGUAAUGUUAGACCUAUAGUAGAGUAAUGGGCAGUCAGACAGUAAUGUUAGACCUAUAGUAGAGUACUGGGCAGUCAGACAGUAAUGUUAGACCUAUAGUAGAGUACUGGGCAGUCAGACAGUAAUGUUAGACCCAUAGUAGAGUACUGGGCAGUCAGACAGUAAUGUUAGACCUAUAGUAGAGUACUGGGCAGUCAGACAGUAAUGUUAGACCUAUAGUAGAGUACUGGGCAGUCAGAGAGUAAUGUUAGACCUAUAGUAGAGUACUGGGUAGUCAGACAGUAAUGGUAGACCUAUAGUAGAGUACUGGGCAGUCAGUAAUGUUAGACCUAUAGUAGAGUACUGGGCAGUCAGACAGUAAUGUUAGACCUAUAGUAGAGUACUGGGCAGUCAGACAGUAAUGUUAGACCCAUAGUAGAGUACUGGGCAGUCAGACAGUAAUGUUAGACCUAUAGUAGAGUACUGGGCAGUCAGACAGUAAUGUUAGACCUAUAGUAGAGUACUGGGCAGUCAGACAGUAAUGUUAGACCUAUAGUAGAGUACUGGGCAGUCAGACAGUAAUGUUAGACCUAUAGUAGAGUACUGGGCAGUCAGACAGUAAUGUUAGACCUAUAGUAGAGUACUGGGCAGUCAGACAGUAAUGUUAGACCUAUAGUAGAGUACUGGGCAGUCAGACAGUAAUGUUAGACCUAUAGUAGAGUACUGGGCAGUCAGACAGUAAUGUUAGACCUAUAGUAGAGUACUGGGCAGUCAGACAGUAAUGUUAGACCUAUAGUGGAGUACUGGGCAGUCAGACAGUAAUGUUAGACCUAUAGUAGAGUACUGGGCAGUCAGACAGUAAUGUUAGACCUAUAGUAGAGUACUGGGCAGUCAGACAGUAAUGUUAGACCUAUAGUAGAGUACUGGGCAGUCAGACAGUAAUGUUAGACCCAUAGUAGAGUACUGGGCAGUCAGACAGUAAUGUUAGACCUAUAGUAGAGUACUGGGCAGUCAGACAGUAAUGUUAGACCUAUAGUAGAGUACUGGGCAGUCAGACAGUAAUGUUAGACCUAUAGUAGAGUACUGGGCAGUCAGACAGUAAUGUUAGACCUAUAGUAGAGUACUGGGCAGUCAGACAGUAAUGUCUUGUAUGUCAGAGAGACAACAGAACACUAGCUGGUAACAGAGUAUCUGUUCAUAAACAGUAGAUGGUGUUUCUGGUGCUUCUGUAUGUCUUCCUAGACUGAGUUGCUGGCAAUGUGAAUCAUUAGUCUGGCCAGGCAGUAAUGUCUUCUAUCAACAAGAGAGACCGCUGUAGUAGUCUGGCCAGGCAGUAAUGUCUUCUAUGAUCUGAUGUGUGUCAGGUGGUAAUGCAGACACUUACCUUACCCUCUAUCCCCUGUCUCCCUCCCUCCCUCUCCCUCCCCCUCCCUCCCUCCCUCCCUCUCCCGCCUCUCCCUCCCUCCCUCAGGGCCUCUCUGUGGAGUUCCUGUGUGGUUCUGCCUCUGCUGGCUCUGACCUGGAUGUCUGCAGUGCUGGCCAUGACAGACAAGCGCUCCAUCCUAUUUCAGAUCCUCUUCUCUGUCUUCGACUCGUUGCAGGGCUUCGUCAUCGUCAUGGUGCACUGUAUCCUGAGGAAAGAGGUAAGGAGGAGGGAGAGAGGAGGGGAGAGAGGAGGGAGAGAGGAGGGAGAGAGGAGGGGAGGGAGAGAGGAGGGGAGGGGAGAGGGGAGGGGAUGGAGGAGGUAGAUAGGAGGGAGAGGAGGGAGAGGAGGAGGUAUUGGGGAAGUGAGGGAAGGAGAGGGGGAGGGAAGGAGGGAGAGGGAGGUAUGGGUUAGGGAGAAGGGGAUACUCUUUUAGUAGGAUUCUGUUCAUAGUGCACACCAUAGAAAAAUGAUUUUCAAAAAUACUUUCCAACAGGAUAUAAAAAUUAAGGUUUCUUAUUAGACCAAUUCAGAUAGAACCUCCCCAUUUGAUCUAUUUUACGUUCGGUGCCAAAUGAACAUGCCCCAGGUCACACCCUGUGUCACUACGUUUUGUUGACCCUUAUACAUGUUUAAUCCCUCUUAUCUCGUGUUGCCCCACACACACUCACACUUCCUGUUUCCCGUUUGGCCCUAACUACAGUAUUUAUUAGGAGAUGAUUAGGAGAUUAGUGAUCUGGACCAGAUUAACUCCAGAUCACUUUCCUGUUAACUUGCCCCUCCCCUUUGGAAAGUAGCUGUAAUUACUGUGAGCAAGGUCAAGGUUACAGCAGGAACAAUAGAGCAUGGUUUUUUCUUUACUCUCUAGAGUCAUGGCCAUAGCAUGUCAGAAACUAAAAUACACAUUAUAUAUCAUGUUAUACUAAUGUGCUCUAAUACUACUUAUAAUAAUAAUAAUACUACUUCUAUGGUGCCUCACUUUCCCCAGGUCCAAGAUGCUUUCAGAUGUCGUCUCAGAAACUGUCAGGACCCCAGAAACUGUCAAGACCCCCUCAAUGCUGACAACACUGGAACUUUCCCCAACGGUCAUGCUCAGAUUAUGGUAAGCAACACCAGUAUAACCCUCAACCUAGUGGUGUCUGGUGGCAUUUCCAAUGGGGAGGACGGGCUCGUGGUAAUGGAUGGAACGGAAUAAAUGGAAUGGUCUCAAACACAUCAAACACCUGGUUUCCAUGUGUUUGAUACCAUUCCAUUCACUUCAUUCCAUCCAUUAUUAUGAGCUGUCCUCCCCUCACCAGCCUCCUCUGCGCUCAACCAAAGCCUAUACCUGCCUUUAUAUUUGAGACAAAGGAGCAAAUCCACAUUUUCACGAGUAAAAUGUUUAAUUGAUGUCAAUGAGACUACGUCUGAAAUUGCACCCUAUUCCCUAUAUAGUGCACUACUUUCGACCAGGUAAUAGGGUGUCAUUUGGGACAUACCCCAAGUGAAAAUUCCACUUAAGUGGAGGUUAGGAUUUGCCCCUAACAGCUGAUUCACACUAUAGGACUGAACUGAACCGUACUGUGCUGGCUCUGGCUACGAUACAUUCUUUUCACAUUGUCCUUUCCAGUAUGUUUCCAGCAACUGUGGUGGAUGCGUAACCAGGCCAGUGCAGUACGGCUCGGCAGGGAUCGCCUUGGCUCAGCUCAGUGUGAAAAGGGUAUAGUAUUAUAUACCCUCAAGACAAGCCUUCAUAGCAGGGUUUGGGGUCCAUUCCAUUUCAGCCAAUUAAGGAAGUAAACUGAAAUUCCAAUUCUGCUGGUUCGGCUGGAUGAGGCAUUGUUACCCAUCGUUUUACAGAUAGCUGCUUUAGUUCAACUGUAGUUACACACAGUGUACAGCCGCAUGUGGCCCUGGCCCCUGUAAUACAUUACACACACACACGCACAUGCACACACACAUUAAUAAAUGAGAUCCAUUUUCCGUUAUCCUACUUCCAGUUUGAUUGAACUUAUUUGUCACUUUCGUCAAGCGUCUUUCAUUUACAGAGCCCCCUCUCCAGCCCCCCCCCAACACACAUAAUUAAGCACCAGUUCUUUGAAUGACCUUUGUAACGCCACACCAAAUCUCUUGAUCCAGCAGAACGCCAACUGCCAACGGCCUUCGCUCAUCAUAUCUAUCGUCUGAUCUUCCCAUCGUUUGCAUUCUAAUAUCCUAAUAUCCUCCUACUCAGAUUGAAUUAAUUUCCACCGUUGUAGAAUGGUGUGUUGGCUGUCGGGGUGCCCCCGGUUCAAUAGUAUAAUUUGCAGAGAACAAACAGUGAUUGCUUCCCGACUGCUGUUUUAGUGCUAUAAAAUCCCUUUUACAUGCGUAUUGCCAUAUUGUUGUGAAUGGAGCAGUGAAGUAUAGGACCUUUAACUUGACAGUAACUGACCCAAACAGGGAAAGGCAAUAGAUAGAUGCAAUGAAACUACUCCUAUAUAAUGAUGACAUGUUUAAUCAGAUAUCAAAGGAUAGGCAAAAUAUUUUUCUAUUGACUUAAUCUCAACAAUGCAUGUAGCUGGAGUUGCUCUAGGUUUCAUUUAUGAUAUCAUAUUGUAACAAUCAACUUGGAUCUCAAACAAUGCUACAAUAUUAAAGUUCAAAGAAAUACUAUAUAUAUAUAUAUAUAUAUAUAUGAAGGUGACUAAAACAAGACAGACUAAAUGAAUACAGUGAGAAACAUCAGCAUAUUGUCAUAGAAUGUGUAUCAUUUCACAAAACCAAUUCAAAUAGACCCAAAAUAAAGUUCAGGAAGAAAAAAUCCCAAAUAGAAUCCUAACAGAAAAUAGUCCCAAAGUCAAUCAAAAGGUAAAAAUUAGCAAUCCCCCUUCAAAAUGCAAAAAUACAAUUAAUUCAAAUAAAAAUACAAUCACCGGGAUAGAUCUCACCGGAUGGUUGAGGGAGAGGGAAAUCCGGCCUGGGGGAGAUUUUCUCACAACAGCUAAAUUUCAUCCUCCAAGUAGGAGUAAAAAUCAACAAUAAUAAACAAAAAUAAUUCCCUGGAGUGGUUAAAUCUAAGUUGCUUAAAAGCACAGGUGGCCGGUGGCACCUUAAUUGGGGAGGACGGGCUCAUAGUAAUGGAUGGAACGGGAGUUAAUGGAUUGGUAUCCAACACAUCAAACACAUGGUUUCCAUGAUGCCAUUCCAUUUACUCCAUUCCAGCCAUUAUUAUGAGCUGUACUCCCCUCAGCAGCCUCCUGUGCUUAAAAAGUUUUCCACACAAAUAGAACCUCAGCCAGGUACAAGCCAAACAUUUCCCCAAACAGCUACUUUUUUCUUAAAGGGACAUGCCCCAUUAAAGGGAUAGUCUACCAAAAUGACAAUGGCAGCCAUCUUAGCUUUGCCAGUGCAAAUAAUGCAGUCAGAACUGGCAGAUUCAUAAUAUAACAGUCAGAACUGGCAAAUUCAUAAUAUAACAGUCAGAACUGGCAGAUUCAUAACAUAGCAGUCAGAACUGGCAGAUUCAUAACAUAACAGUCAGAACUGGCAGAUUCAUAAUAUAACAGUCAGAACUGGCAGAUUCAUAACAGUCAGAACUGGCAGAUUCAUAACAGUCAGAACUGGCAGAUUCAUAACAUAACAGUCAGAACUGGCAGAUUCAUAACAUAACAAUCAGAACUGGCAGAUUCAUAACAUAACAAUCAGAACUGGCAGAUUCAUAACAUAACAGUCAGAACUGGCAGAUUCAUAAUAUAACAGUCAGAACUGGCAGAUUCAUAACAUAACAGUCAGAACUGGCAGAUUCAUAACAUAACAGUCAGAACUGGCAGAUUCAUAACAUAACAGUCAGAACUGGCAGAUUCAUAACAUAACAAUCAGAACUGGCAGAUUCAUAACAUAACAGUCAGAACUGGCAGAUUCAUAACAUAACAGUCAGAACUGGCAGAUUCAUAACAUAACAAUCAGAACUGGCAGAUUCAUAACAUAACAGUCAGAACUGGCAGAUUCAUAACAUAACAGCAUGAAAAGGAAAAUACACAUAAAGGUUUAACUUUGCUAGGUUUUUAAAACAUUAAACCAGACAUGUGCAUGUGUAUGUGCCUGUCACUUCACAUCUGUGGCAGCGUCACAUUAUAUGACAUAUUCUGUUGUGUCAAAGCUGAAAUGUAAAUCUGUCUGACCGUAUUUUCACCACUUUUGUAUUUUCUCCCCCAACAGACGGACUUUGAGAAAGACGUGGACAUCGCCUGUCGAUCAGGUAAACGACCAGAUGGUGUCAUAUUAAAUUAAUGAGCUCCUGAUUACUUUGCCUAUUGAAAUGAAAGCCCUAAAAAGGAGUUAGACACAGUAUAAAAUAACAUCCCAGGUUGUGUAACAGCCCACUAUCCACAUUGGACGCCUGCUGGCUUAAUGAUCAAAACAGACCCAUUUGAUUUGCGAAGAGGGAUGCAUCCCAAAUGGCACACUAUUCCCUAUAUAAUGCACUACUUUUAACCAAAGCCCUAUGGACCCUGGUCAAAGGUAGUGCACUAUAAAGGGAAUAGGGGUGCCAUUUGGGACGCAACAGAGGAGUGAGAAGAGGAGGCUUUAGUGAAAGAAGAGAAUUUGUUAGGUGUCAGAAAGCCGGCUAGCUUUCUGUGUGGGAUGAAACGCAUUGCUUGGAAUCAAAAGGAAGGGUAAGAUAGAGUGGGAGAGUCGUGAAUCUGAAUAAUAAUGACAGCGCUUAUCGUUUCCUUUGUGCCUGUUGUUCAUUAACAAAAUGGACGAUGGGAAAGCGUUGCACUGUAGCCCUGGUUUCGUUGGUUUUGUUGAUGACUCAUGUUGAAAGUAUUGCGUUUUUUAACGGUACGCUGUCUUUUCAUGUAAACGUUGUGUUUUUAAGAGUAUCCAAUCAAAAACACAUAUUUUGACCAAUGGGUAAAAUAAUAUGUUAAUGUCUCUAUCAUAAUCUGUUCAAAAUGUAUUGGAGUUUUUACCCUUGUAGGAUGGUCAGAAUUAGGGUGACAAAAUCAAUGGUCAUAAAUCAGGAGAAUAUCAUGGAGUCAGCUAGGCUGGAUGCUGUGAGAGAAUUAAGGCUCCCAGACAGGCUUACCGUUUGAACUCUACAGACAGGCUUACCAUUGAACUCUACAGACAGGCUUACCGUUGAACUCUACAGACAGGCUUACCAUUGAACUCUACAGACAGGCUUACCGUUGAACUCUACAGACAGGCUUACCGUUGAACUCUACAGACAGGCUUACCGUUGAACUCUACAGACAGGCUUACCAUUGAACUCUACAGACAGGUUUACCAUUGAACUCUACAGACAGGUUUACCAUUGAACUCUACAGACAGGCUUACCGUUGAACUCUACAGACAGGCUUACCGUUGAACUCUACAGACAGGCUUACCAUUGAACUCUAUAGACAGGCUUACCGUUGAACUCUACAGACAGGCUUACCAUUGAACUCUACAGACAGGCUUACCGUUGAACUCUACAGACAGGCUAACCAUUGAACUCUAUAGACAGGCUUACCGUUGAACUCUACAGACAGGCUUACCAUUGAACUCUAUAGACAGGCUUACUGUUGAACUCUACAGAUAGGCUUACCAUUGAACUCUACAGACAGGAUUACCAUUGAAUUUGUCAUCUUUCCGGAGGAAAUCCGGAGGACAUAAAACAAUAUAGAGGUAAGAUAGAUAUCGAUUUUGAGACAUGACAUGUAGUAUUUUCAUAUUUUACUAUACGCUGUUCAUAUUAAUGUGAAGUUACUGUUCUUUUUCGAAGACUUCUCACAAAAACAAGCAUAUCUCUGGGAAAUGUCAGUGGAGCACUGAGCGAACCGCACGUUUUUUAUUUUCAAUGUUUUUUUACAUGUAAUUCAGCUCGUGUCGUGUUAACUCAGCUAUUUGCGACCGGCGGAAACAACUUGGAAGACGACGACCACAAAAUAUAAAAAUCCUCAAAAGUUUCAUCGAGAAAGCUGCACCGCUCUGUCAACAGAGCUCGGUGCUUAUUAUCGGAUGUAUUAGGUUAUUAAAUCCGACUUUUUGGAUAUAAUAUUAAUGAUAUGUUAGAGAAAGACCCCACUGAAUGAUUCAAAACAAGAAAAAUCAUAUUUGUCUAGGUAAAAUGUAUUUUAUAACAUAAGGAAGUGAAAUGUCAUCUCCAAAGCGCGUUUUCUCCCACUCUGGGCCGAGUGGGUGGACACCCUAGGCCUAGAGUGUUCUGUCUUUUGAUGUAAAAGUCUAGGCUGGUUUAUUGCGAUUCCGCCCUCUUAUUGAAAACUUUUUACAAGGUAAACUGAGCUAAACUGAACUUAAUGAUUUGCAAUUUGGGCUCCUUUCACGCUGCCACACACUGCGACAACCUUUUUAUAUAAAUGCGUGAAACUUGGUACUGUAGAAGCCCACGUCUAGUUCAUAAAUAAUUCAUUGCAGUAGACCUAGUCCUAGACUGAGCUGCCAGCCUGCAGACCUACUGCAGACACACUAGAAAUGCAUUACGUUUCUAGUCAACACAGUAAGUACGAGUUACUAUAGGAAGGUGGGGUUUUCGGUCAAUCGACGCGAACACAGCGGUUGUCAGCUACCAGGCUUGGGCAAGUGGUCUUAGCAUGUUGUUGUUACAGGGUAUUGAUAGGGGGAUGUGUUUGUUGUGUGAAGGGGUCAUGCAAAUGAUUGCAGUGGGUUAUAAGUGAUUUUACUGACAGUGAAUGAACACGACAAUACUAGCCGUCACAGACAUUGUAGCAGCUGCAUAGGUUUUGCUACGUAAUACCCUGCCGUUGUUCCAUGCAGACACACAUGCUGUAUAAAAGACGAAAAGUACGUUUAUGAAUGAGGCUAGAUUAACGGUAUAUUAUGAAGCAUACGUUACAUAUAUAAUAUUUUAAACAUGAAAUGAUUAGCUACAUAGAGCAUUAUUAACACUUAUUAACUGUAAAAGUCUAAGCUGUUGGGGGGAGGGGGAUACUAAGCUAACAUAUGGAAUUGUUUUAAGAUGGUCAUACCAUGGAUCAUUUAGCUAUUUGAUUUGGAAUUUAAGGACUCCUUUAGGGUUAAACAAAUAUAUAUAUACAAAAAUGAUUUGAUAAAAUAUUGAAUUUGGCCUUUACUACUAUAGCCCAUAGAAACGCAUUGAAUAACACAUUCAUAAAUGGCAAAAAAGACUAAAUAAAUCAUAAGGAAUAAGGUUUUGAAGUGUCUGUCCUAUAUCUAGGAGAUACACUAUAUAUACAAAAGUAUUUGGACACCCCUUCAAAUUAGUGGAUUCGGCUAGUUCAGCCACACCAGUUGCUGACAGGUGUAUAAAAUCGAGCAAACAGCCAUGCAAUCUCCAUAGACAACAUUGGCAGUAGAAUGGCCUUACUGAAGAGCUCAGUGACUUUCAACAUGGCACCGUCAUAGGAUGCCACCUUUCCAACAAGUCAGUUCGUAAAAUUUCUGCCCUGCUAGAGCUGCCCCGGUCAACUGUAAGUGCUGUUAUUGUGAAGUGGAAACGUCUAGGAGCAACAAUGGCGCAGACGCGAAGUGGUAGGCCACACAAGCUCACAGAACGGGACCGCCGAGUGCUGAAGCGUGCAGCGCAUAAAAAAUAUUCUGUCCUCGGUUGCAACACUCACUACCGAGUUCCAAACUGCCUCUGGAAACAAUGUCAGCAGAAGAACUGUUCAUCUGGAGCUUAAUGAGCUCCAUGGGUUUCCAUGGCCGAGCAGCCUAAGAUCACCAAGCACAAUGCCAAGCGUCGGCUAGAGCGGUGCGUCAAUAAUAAUUUGGUUGUGUUUAUGAAGGCCUUGGGCGACAUUAGAAUACGAUUUGUGUAUUUUAUUUGAAAUAACACAGUAGCAUUUUCAUUAGUUUAUGUUACUGUAGGCUAUAUGUCGUUUUAAUUUUUUUUAAACACCACGAAAUUAAAGCGUUCAAUACAUUUUAUUCGAGGAGUGCCUUUGUUACAACUGUGAAACAGAAAGCAUAUACGUUGGAACAUGGUAACAGUUUAUUUUUUAUAAGGACAAAAUAAAAUAAAAAAUACCCCAACCACCAAGACACAUGGUCAAAAGACACGCAGUCAAAUGAGGAAAACAUCAGUAGCCUAAACAUCAUUAUAAAUAGUGAAACUCGGCACAAAAGCAAUAAAGGCAUUAUAAUGAAUAUAAGUGUAGAUAUGACAGCAGUCAAAAAUAGUCCAUUCUUGUCAGCUCCUGCUUCUGUGCGUCUUCACACAACGGCAUCAGUUGGAUUUCAUUUAGCUGUUAUUCCUUGUCCUAACAGUUAACACAAUUUUAGUACCUUUUCACUUGCUUGACACACUUUGACGUACCUUUGUCUGGUUGUAGUGUGCAAUAGUCUCCGGUUUUCUCUUUACUGUGUCCAGUUGUCUUGUCAUUCUCACUUUGUUCAUGGUGCCGGCCAGACUUGUUUUCUUUGCAAGCAACUUGUUCACCAAUGACAGUGAAGUGAAGAAAUUGUCCAUUGUGACAUUUCUCCCCUUACCAACCUAAGGUUCAACAAGCCUUAUCACCACAUUCUCCCACACUGGCGUCUGCUGCCCAAUGUGGAUAUUUUCCCAGAUAUUUUCAGCCUUUCAGCAUAUAUAAUUACACACACUCUCACUGUGAAGCCUACCCCCCAGUAGGCCAGAGUAGACUGAUACGACUGAUUUGAUUUGGGUGAACUGAUAUAGGGUAAAUACAAUUUCAAGAUUAGACCUAUAAUUAGAAUGGAUCAAUACAAUAGAAUGUCCCACCCUGUUCUUCAUUCACCAUUGGUGAUUACAUAAUUAUGCAUUGUUCGCUUGCCAUUGCUCAUCAAUUCACCCAUUCUCCCCCUUUCUCCCCCAUUCUCCCCCUUUCUCCCCCUUUCUCCCCCAUUCUCCCCAUCAUACUUUACUUUUAUUUCAUCUGUUGUUAUAGUUUAGGUUCAGUUUGUCGGGGUGAUUAUCAGCUGGGCACUGGAGUGAAGCAGGCCCUACUGUUGGGAGAAGGAGGGGCAACGGGGGAAAACCAUUCAAAAAAAUGACAUGCCUUCUUAAAACUGGUUCUAAUAUUAAGAUUGUAACAAGGACAGUGUGUGAUAUAUACUUCAUUAGAAAAAAGGAAAGGACAGAGUGGCAUGACUUAAAACAUGGCAGAGUAAUACAACAUUUUAUGAAUAAUGAGCAGUCAAAAUGACUGCUUUAGCAGAUCUAGUGUUAAGGAUUAAAGUAAAAUCCAAAUUAUUUUAUCUAUCAGGAACACUAUUUGGAAUAACACCAGGAAUAUAUACCAGGAAAUAUACCAACAAUAAUGACUUGCUGUGCCAAGAAUAUAUACCAGGAAUAAUCCCUCGCCUGCCUGCCCAUCCCUCAUGCCAUGGAGUCAUACCACCUCCACCACCCUACCCCCUACCCCCUACCCCUCGACCACCUCCACCACCCUCUACCCCCUACCCCCUACCCCCUACCCCUCGACCACCUCCACCACCCCCUACCCCCUACCCCCCUACCCCUCGACCACCUCCACCACCCUCUACCCCUACCCCCCUACCCCUCGACCACCUCCACCACCCUCUACCCCUACCCCCCUACCCCUCGACCACCUCCACCACCCUCUACCCCUACCCCCCCUACCCCUCGACCACCUUACCACCACCCUCUACCCACUACCCCCCCCCCUUCCCCUCGUCCACCUCCAUCACUACCCCUACCUCCACUACCACUCGACCCCCUCCACCACCCUCUACCCCUACCCCCCCCUACCCCUCGACCACCUCCACCAUUCUCUACCCCUACCCCCUACCCGUCGACCACCUCCACCACCCUCUCCCCCUACCCCCUCGACCACCUCCACCACCCUCUACCCCUACCCCCCCUUCCCCUCGUCCACCUCCAUCACUACCCCUACCUCCCUACCACUCGACCCCCUCCACCACCCUCUACCCCUACCCCCCCUACCACCUCCACCCCCUCCUUCCUUUCUCUCUCUGCACCACUGUUUAUCUCCCUGUUCCACUCUGUGGUGAUUCAGGCUGAAAACAAAAAGGGAAUUGUUAGGUUUUCUGUUUCUGGCUGUGCUGCGCUGCUCUGCUCUGCUCUGGGCUGGGCUGGGCUGGACACACACAGACACAUACACACACACACACACACACACACAAACACACACUGCUGACCUUGUUGUCUCCUUGCAGCCUGUUGGUUUUCGAACAGGCAAUUCCCCUGUGGAGGAUUCAGAAGGCGAAGAUUAAAAUGGCCCCAAAACACCUCUGUCCUGCAUCCCAAAUGGCACCCUAUUACCUUCAUAGCUCUACUGUUGACCAGGGCCCAUAGGGACCAGGGCCAAAAGUAGUGCACUAUGUAGGGUAUAUGCUACCAUUUGGGACGCAUCCAUCAGCUCUGCAGCGCUGGAGAGAAGCACAGAGCGCGGCAGUACAGGCUGUUCUGUUCCUCCAAAAGGGUAUUUCUGACUUCUGACAAGGCAGCUUUAGAACUAAAAGCUAGCCUCUCCUGGUUAUGUGUCUGGGGUUUGGGGGGGUUUUCCAAGGUGAACCAAACCUUAAUAAGAUAAAAAGGUGUCGUAGGUAUCAGGGAUUUCGGGUCGGAUUUGAGGAAAGGUUCUCCUGACCCGCUGUUAUUUGAUGGUAAAGUCCUCCUCAGAGGUUUGUCGGCUUGUCUCGGCUUGUCAGCUCUGUACUUAGUUACGUCAGGAACAUCUAAUGCCCUAUAUUGGCUCCUUUGAAGUAGUGUCCCUGUGUCCUGUUUGAAGAGAUCGGUAGCCAAGUUUUGUCUAUUUCAUCCCACCUGUGUGAGGAAAUAGUCAUUAAAGUGUAAUACCAGACACAUCUGGUUCAUUGUUUCAAGUGUCCUGGCAUUAUAAUUUCAAUUAUUUGUUUUGACACACAUUCAGAAAAAGGAAAUGCAACAUUAGGUUCUGAAAUCUGCAACAAUGGUCUGAAAUCGGAAUUAUUUAAAAUAAGCAUAAAAUGAGAAAUAAACAGAUCAUUAAAAACAGACUGACAUUAGUUCUCGGUGUGGUGCAUUCAUUCCACUAUCUCCCUCUGUCUGUCAGUAUGGUGCAUUCAUUCCACUAUCUCCCCUGUCUGUCAGUAUGGUGCAUUCAUUCCACUAUCUCCCCUGUCUGUCAGUAUGGUGCAUUCAUUCCACUAUCUCCCCUGUCUGUCAGUAUGGUGCAUUCAUUCCACUAUCUCCCCCGUCUGUCAGUAUGGUGCAUUCAUUCCACUAUCUCCCCCGUCUGUCAGUAUGGUGCAUUCAUUCCACUAUCUCCCCCGUCUGUCAGUAUGGUGCAUUCAUUCCACUAUCUCCCCCCGUCUGUCAGUAUGGUGCAUUCAUUCCACUAUCUCCCCCGUCUGUCAGUAUGGUGCAUUCAUUCCACUAUCUCCCCCGUCUGUCAGUAUGGUGCAUUCAUUCCACUAUCUCCCCUGUCUGUCAGUAUGGUGCAUUCAUUCCACUAUCUCCCCCGUCUGUCAGUAUGGUGCAUUCAUUCCACUAUCUCCCCUGUCUGUCAGUAUGGUGCAUUCAUUCCACUAUCUCCCCUGUCUGUUCAGUAUGUGCAUUCAUUCCACUAUCUCCCCUGUCUGUCAGUAUGGUGCAUUCAUUCCACUAUCUCCCCUGUCUGUCAGUAUGGUGCAUUCAUUCCACUAUCUCCCCCGUCUGUCAGUAUGGUGCAUUCAUUCCACUAUCUCCCCUGUCUGUCAGUAUGGUGCAUUCAUUCCACUAUCUCCCCCGUCUGUCAGUAUGUGCAUUCAUUCACUAUCUCCCUGUCUGUCAGUAUGGUGCUUCAUUCCACUAUCUCCCCUGUCUGUCAGUAUGGUGCAUUCAUUCCACUAUCUCCCCUUCUGUCAGUAUGGUGGAUUCAUUCCACUAUCUCCCCUGUCUGUCAGUAUGGUGCAUUCAUUCCACUAUCUCCCUGUCUGUCAGUAUGGUGGCAUUCAGUCCACUAUCUCCCCUGUCUGUCAGUAUGGUGCAUUCAUUCCACUAUCUCCCCUGUCUGUCAGUAUGGUGCAUUCAUUCCACUAUCUCCCCUGUCUGUCAGUAUGGUGCAUUCAUUCCACUAUCUCCCCUGUCUCUCCUCUCCACAGCUCUCCACAAAGACAUGGGCUCUUGCCGCGCGGCCACCAUCACCGGCACCCUAUCCCGCAUCUCUCUGAACGACGAGGAGGAUGAGAAGGGGCACGAGGGGCUCAACUACUCCACCUUACCCGGCAACAUCAUGUCCAAGGUGAUGAUCCAGCAGCCCGGCAUGCACAUGGGCCCCAUGGGAGACAUGGGAGAGGGCUGCUUGGGCGACAGCGUGUCCGACAUGCGCCGCACCGUCUACCUAUGCACCGAUGAUGCUCUUCGUCAGUCCGACCAGGAUAUGGGCGGGCACGGGCACGGCGGGAUGGGCAGUGGCCACGACAUGGGCAAUAUGGGCGGUAUGGGCAGCGUGGGCGGGCAUUCACCCCAAGGCCAGAUGAUGGAGACGGACUACAUCGUGAUGCCACGGGCUUCGGCGGCGGCCGGAUCUGGGAACUGUAACACACUUCCCACUCUCCUGAAGGACGAUAGCUCCACCAAGAUGAACGUGGGCAUGGGCAUGGGCGAUACGCUGCCCCACGAGAGAAUGAUGCAACACUACAAGAUGGCACCGGACUUCAACAUGAGCCCGACGGGGAUGGGCGUGAUGGGGGGCAUGGAGCACAUGAACAUGGAUCAGAACCUGCAGCAGCAGUACGGGUCAGGAGGAGGACAGGAACACAUGCAGCAGAACCUUCCCUUUGAACCCCGCACUGCCGUCAAGAACUUCCUGGCUGAGAUGGAAGAGACUGGAGGGCUGUCGAGGAGCGAGACGGGAUCCACCAUAUCCAUGAGCUCUUUAGAGGUAGGUUGGAUUGGAGAAGACUGUUGAAGUGUUGGUUUAACCUUAGAGGUAGGCUGGAGUGGAGAAGACUGUUGAAGUGUUGGUUUAACCUUAGAGGUAGGCUGGAGUGGAGAAGACUGUUGAAGUGUUGGUUUAAGUAAAUAAAGCCAUUGUUUGUAGUAAUGUUCAAAUUAGAAAUUGCUGCAGAAGUAAAUACAUAAUUAAUUUGCAGCUGUGUUCAAGUGAGAAGAUUGUCACAUUGUUGCCGUAAAGGAAAAUGUGUUUAUUUUGUCACGCUUAGAAUGUUAAUUAGUGUUCAUUAAUACUGAGUUAUAAUUUCUAUAGUAUUUAGAAGGUCAUAACCCCCUCAUUUUAACAUACUGUAUGUUGUCUAAUUAUCUGCAAUAUGUUUUUCUUGUCUUCAGAGAAGAAAAUCGCGCUACCAAGACCUGGACUUUGAAGUAAGUAAACUUACUGGUUGGCAAAGUGCAUGCUUCAGGCUUUCGUUGUUACACUGAGCAUUCGUGUUUGCCCUACCCUUUAAUUUACUAUCGUUGUUACACUGAGCAUUCGUGUUUGCCCUACCCUUUAAUUUACUAUCGUUGUUACACUGAGCAUUCGUGUUUGCCCUACCCUUUAAUUUACUACUACUUUUUUGUAGCACUUAAGCUUAUUGGAGUAACAUGGUCUUGACACAACACAGAUGUAUUGAUGUGUGGCGUAGUUAAGGUAAAACAAUCCUGUCAAACUAAAGCCGUACAAAGGUCAGCCAGCAAAUCUCACCCACUCUCAUUUGGUUCCUCCUCCAUCGCUUACGUACAUCCAUUGGCUAUGAGUUGAUUUUAAAACUGUUAUGCUUUAUAAAGUCACAUGCACAUUUCACACCUGACUUUUGUGCUUUUUCGAUGGAAAAUAUGACAUUGGCUGACAGCCCAAGACACAAAUGUCUCAAACCACUUUUGUGGGUUUAUUCAAUUUCUCCAUCAAAUUAUUGUAUUCUGACUUUUCUGUAUAAAUGUGAAAGGUAGAUUUGAUAAUAAAAUUGGCCAUAAAUGAUAUGUAAUUACUCAACUGGCUUACAUUAUAUGCAAAAUCCUUAAAAGACAUUGGCCCCUGUAAUAUGUCUUAGCCUUGCCAUAAUACCAGUGACAGAUGAAAUGCUAUUCAGAAAGGUGUAGGGGGUAGAGAGGAAAGCACAUUGCAUUAUAAUCUCCAUCCUAUUAUUGGCUUUGAUUUCCAAACCAAAACGAACCCCUUGCCAUUGCAGAAAGUCAUGCACACCAGGAAAAGACACAUGGAGCUGUUCCAAGAACUGAAUCAGAAAUUUCAAACCCUGGAUCGAUUUCAAGACAUACCAAAUAUGGGCAGCAUGGUGAGUAAUAAUACCAGGAACAGGAACAGGAAAUCAGCAGUAACAGGAAAUGGUGAAGGGCAAGGGGAGAUGAUUGGUCAGCGGUCGGCUGUUGUAGACCAAUUACAGAGCUGGAGAAAAUCCAGAUGGGGUGAUUGGUCGAAGCUGGUGGUUGUCGACCGAUUAGAGUACAAAGCAAGAUAGAUAGCCUUUUUUAGAUGUCCAUCCGCUCAGCAGCACCACGUACUGAGUCAUUGAGCAAAUGAACAGAUCCAGUGACAUGGCUCUAUACCUAGCAGGCCUGCCAGCUGCUGGUGGUGAGGGGGGUGGGGGGGGGGGGAUGACUAGUCGCUAAACGAGAGACUGUCUGAGAGAGGGCAGGCAUUAUCUCAUCACAGGCAGUCUGAAGACUCACUGGCUCUUUCUCAAUUCAUCUUUCCACAAUUCCUUGUAUCCUAUCUCCUCGCCUCCUUAGAAGGUCUAAGGUCCCUCCACUCGGACAUGGAUGCAAGGAAUCGAGGAAAAGGAUCCUGCUUGGCGCUCUUUACCACCCCCCAGGUGAAUUGGGGGUUGGAAAGGUUCAAUCAGACUAUAUAUCUUAGAUGUGUUGAAAAGGAGCCCCUGUGAGAAGGCUUUCUGUCGUGGUAUUCCAUCUCAAUUUGAGUGCAUCCAUUCAAAUGCAAGGCGCUGUAUCAGUCCUGACAUAUCACCGGACAUGGUCAGUUCUGAGUGAAUGAUUUCUGCAUUGCUUUCUGCACUGUAUCCUGGGAAUAGUUUACAGACAGAAAUGGGCCUGUUGACCAAAACACACUCAGGCCUAUUGUUGUGUGAGAAUAGAGUCAGCUCUGCGGCGGCAUGCAAGCAGGCAGGCAGUUAGCCCCUCGGCCUGUCAUGUCAUGUAAUCCUCUCUCUCUUCUCUCACAUUUCAAUCAACCCCACUGCACAGCGUAAUUCGCUGCUUGUUGCUUAGUAACCACCACAAGGACAUUUAUAUAGAAAACGACUUCUUUUUUUUUCACUUACAUUUUGUUUUGGGGGGGGGGGGGGGGGGGGAAUAAAUGUACUGCAGUGCUGGCUGGGCUGGCUGAAUAGCUGGCAGGCUCCAGAGCUACAGACAACAUUAGUAACCAUUGUGUAUUCCCUGACUGCAUAGUAACAGCUCCGAUAGCUCGCUGCGCUAUUUGCCUCCCUACUAGUCUCCUUGUGAGUGUCAGUGAGAGUACAUCCAGAUUAUGGGAACAGAACAGCACACAGUCAGACACAGUGGAAGCUCAUCCUCUAGUCCCUCGUCACCGUUAUUCAGCUACAAGGGAAAGCGCACUAUUCAUUUGAAUUCUUCCAUGAUAUAGCCUAACCACAUUAUUCACAUUUGAGAUACUUUUCAUUACCUUUUGUUACUUACGCUUCUCAUAGAACCAUUACACCAUUAAUGUGCUCUACCAGAACAUUAGUUGAGGUGAUCAAUGCAUAGAGGCAGUACAUCGUAAUUCAAAGUCUCUGUAUAAUCCAUUGUUUAGCUAAACUUUAUAAUAACUUUCUUGAAUAAUCCAUUAUAGCUUUCAUAUGAAUGUUUAUAAAUGUUUUAAAGUGAUGAAAUACAAAUGUAUUUAUAAAACAGUUUAUUCAUGCUUAUUCAUGGAACUUAUUAUUAACCAAUGUUACCCAAUGUUUAAGAAAAAGAAGAACCGUGAACUGUGACUAGUGACAGUGAGGCAUGCUCCCUUCUAAGUAAUAACCCUCACAUAUCCCUGUAUAUAUAUAUAUAUAUAUAUAUAUAUAUAUAUAUAUAUAUAUAUAUAUAUAUAUACAGUGGGGAAAAAAAGUAUUUAGUCAGCCACCAAUUGUGCAAGUUCUCCCACUUAAAAAGAUGAGAGAGGCCUGUAAUUUUCAUCAUAGGUACACGUCAACUAUGACAGACAUAAUGAGAAAAAAAAAUCCAGAAAAUCACAUUGUAGGAUUUUUUAUGAAUUUAUUUGCAAAUUAUGGUGGAAAAUAAGUAUUUGGUCACCUACAAACAAGCAAGAUUUCUGGCUCUCACAGACCUGUAACUUCUCCUUUAAGAGGCUCCUCUGUCCUCCACUCGUUACCUGUAUUAAUGGCACCUGUUUGAACUUGUUAUCAGUAUAAAAGACACCUGUCCACAACCUCAAACAGUCACACUCCAAACUCCACUAUGGCCAAGACCAAAGAGCUGUCAAAGGACACCAGAAACAAAAUUGUAGACCUGCACCAGGCUGGGAAGACUGAAUCUGCAAUAGGUGAGCAGCUUGGUUUGAAGAAAUCAACUGUGGGAGCAAUUUGUAGGAAAUGGAAGACAUACAAGACCACUGAUAAUCUCCCUCGAUCUGGGGCUCCACGCAAGAUCUCACCCCGUGGGGUCAAAAUGAUUACAAGAACGGUGAGCAAAAAUCCCAGAACCACACAGGGGGACCUAGUGAAUGACCUGCAGAGAGCUGGAACCAAAGUAACAAAGCCUACCAUCAGUAACACACUACGCCGCCAGGGACUCAAAUCCUGCAUUGCCAGACGUGUCCCCCUGCUUAAGCCAGUACAUGUCCAGGCCCGUCUGAAGUUUGCUAGAGUGCAUUUGGAUGAUCCAGAAGAGGAUUGGGAGAAUGUCAUAUGGUCAGAUGAAACCAAAAUAGAACUUUCUGGUAAAAACUCAACUCGUCGUGUUUGGAGGACAAAGAAUGCUGAGUUGCAUCCAAAGAACACCAUACGUACUGUGAAGCAUGGGGGUGGAAACAUCAUGCUUUGGGGCUGUUUUUCUGCAAAGGGACCAGGACGACUGAUCCGUGUAAAGGAAAGAAUAAAUGAGGCCAUGUAUGGUGAGAUUUUGAGUGAAAACCUCCUUCCAUCAGCAAGGGCAUUGAAGAUGAAACGUGGCUGGGUCUUUCAGCAUGACAAUGAUCCCAAACACACCGCCCGGGCAACGAAGGAGUGGCUUCGUAAGAAGCAUUUCAAGGUCCUGGAGUGGCCUAGCCAGUCUCCAGAUCUCAACCCAUAGAAAAUCUUUGGAGGAGUUGAAAGUCUGUGUGCCAGCGACAAAACAUUACUGCUCUAGAGGAGAUCUGCAUGGAGGAUGGCCAAAACAGACAGGUGAAUACCUGUGAGAUUACAGAAAACGUUUGACCUGUGCUUGCACAAAGGCAUAGUAUUGAGAAACUUUGAUGCAAAUACAUUUUUAGGGGAAAGAACAGACACAGUCAGACAAAGUGGAAGCUCAUCCUCGCCCCUCGUCCCCGUUUUUUCACUAAAAGGGGAAAGCGCACUAUUAUUUAAAUUCUUCCAUAAAUAACCCUAACCACAUUUUUACUUUUGAGAUAUUUUAUUCCCUUUUGUUACUUCGCUCUCAUAAAACCAUACACCUUUAAUGUGCCUCCCCAGAAAUUAGUGAGGUGAUCAAGCAUGGGGCAGACAUCGUAAAAAAGUUCGGGUUUUAAUCCUUUUUUGGUUUAAAAUUUAAUAACUUUCUUGAAAAACCAUUAUAGUUUCAUAUGAAUGUUUUAAAUUUUUUUAAAGUGUGAAAACAAUGAUUUUAUAAAACAGUUUUUUUCAGCUUUUAUGGAAGUUUUUAUUAACCAAGGGGUUUCCCAAUGUUUAAAAAAAAGAAAGAAAGGACGGAAGGGACAGGAGGGAGUCCCCAAGGGGAAAACCCCACAUAUCCUGUAAUAUUAUAUCCCCGCCCUUUCCUAUAUAUAACAUAUAACGUGCAUAGGGUAUAACAUAUAGUAACAGUGUAUAGUGAACCAUGUCUAGUGACUAUAAGGCAUGCUACCUCCUAUGUCCUGCUAUGACCCUGUCCAUAUCUGCUGCUAACCUGUCCCUGUCCUCCCAAGGACAAGGCCAUGCCCAACAAGAACCCCUGGGAGAGCUACAACCCAGCCUGUGAGUACCAGAACUACAGCAGUAUGAAUGUACUAGACCCUGACACCAAGGACUCUCUGGAGAUGACCGCAGCGGAGUGGGAGAAGUGUGUCAAUCUCCCCUUAGACGUCCAGGAAGGAGACUUCCAGACAGAGGUCUGAUCUGAUCUGAUCUAAACAAACCACGAAAUAGGCCCCGAUGAAGCACACUACUUUUGACCAGGUCCUAUAGGCUUCUUUUUGACCAGUACCCAUAGGGCUCUUUUGAACAGGACUCAUAAGGCUCUGGUCAAAAGUAGUGCACUAUAUAGGGA
This is a messenger RNA of Coregonus sp. 'balchen', 27630 nucleotides long. The record is from the annotation of a GenBank genome assembly. Lineage: Eukaryota; Metazoa; Chordata; Actinopteri; Salmoniformes; Salmonidae.